ACCCUGUUACUCCAGUGUGCGUCGCGACGCGCUGCUGCCGUCGUCGUGGGUGGUAAACAUUGCCAUCGAACUCUUGGUGCGGCUGAGACAAAUUUAUAUGAUUUUCAAGUUUGAGUGAAAAUAUUUCUUUGUGGCAUAGAUAGUUCGAAAGAGAAGUUUAAUUGGAAUAGUGUGUUCUAUAUUUCUUUUACAAAUAUCUUGCGUGAAGUGGAGAAUUUUAGAGAAAAGGUAAGCGUCGAUUUUCUUACGUAGGUGUAUUAGUGCAAUACUGUGUAAAGUUGAAUUUGGAUGAUGAUUCUGAGGAAGCCAUUUUGUGAUGACACAAGAAAAGGCCUUAACGGAAGUAACGCAACGAGUCAAGCAGAGUGACAUCGCGGUGAAAACAAGCCUACCUGGAAUAGACGCGAAAAAAACAAACAUCAGCCCAGAACUAUGGAGGGCAGCGGCGACUGAAAUGCUGAACUCAACAUACAGAAACCGCAAAAAAAUUUACACCGACGCAUCGAAAAACUCCAGGGGAACGGCAAUAGCGGCGGUAGACUGGUCGGACGGAUCCUCUAGAAAGAAAAAGAUCAACGAAAAUACUAGCAUCACCAACGCUGAACUGAGAGCGAUAGCAGAAGCAGCCAACAUUAUCGACGAGCGAGGUUACACGGAAUCGGUAAUCAUCACGGAUUCUAGAAGUGCAUGCGAGUGUUUGAAGAACAAGGACCAGAUCCGAACCAAUCAUAUCGUAAGAAAAGUGUGCCUGCAGCUAGGUGAACUAAAAAGCCAAGGAAAAAACGUGGUGAUACAAUGGAUGCCCAGCCACGUAGGGAUACGAGGCAACGAACUUGCAGACGAGCUGGCGGUUUCCGAAACAGAAAGAACAGAGACAGAUGAAACGGAGCAGGAAGGACAACUACCCGGAUAAAAACUAACCAUAGGGUAUUUGGUGAAAACCAUUCCUGUACCAUACAGUGUACCAGCUACAAUAUAGUGUAUUGUAAUGCAAUGGUUCGCUAAAAGCUUUACAUCACAGACAAACAGACGUAUCACUUGUAACAAAUUUCGAUUAAAAUCAUCGUCACGAAAACUAAAUCGCCCAAUACUAACCAGGCUGUGUCACGCAAACUACUCAGUAGGUGGCGGCAGUGAGCAAACGUCAAACAGGAGCAAAAACGAUGCGAGCGCCGUGACCGAGCGAUUUGCGAACUACAAAAUAUUUGAACUAACCGUUAAAAAGAGUAACGAUAAGAAGUGAGUAGAGUAAGACGUCUGUUUUACAUUAUACAUUUACAUCCGAUCUUUAUGUAACAAUAUUUAUUGUAUAUCCGACAGAAAACCAAAAACAGGGCGCGUGUCGGGAAGCAAUCUUCUCACACGCGACUAACACGUUAAAAAAAAAUCCUCAAUAUGCAUGAAAAUGAAAAAAGAGAAAAAUACUUCCAAUUGCUUCAAACAUUUCUAAACAUUGUUUCUAAGCGUCGCAAAGCAAUGUUUUUAUAUUGAAAUUUCAUUAUUGUGUAUAAUUUUCUGCUUUGAUGAGUCCACUUUCAAAAAAUAAUUUUAAUAAUAAAACUUUUAGCUAACGUUAAUUUGAACCGUAAAUGAGUAAAAUAAGUUAUGCGUGCAUAUGUUUUUGUUUUGGUUGCUCACCACAACUUCUCGAUUGUUGAUAAAAAUUCGUUCCAGAAAGCAGUAAAUCAAUUCAACAUCUUCAAUUCAACUGGAAAAACAUAAUUAUGGACCAGGAAACAGAGAAGGAAUACGAAAGCGAGGAAUAUUUAGACGAGGAGGAAGGAAAUGGCUCAGAUCCAUUGAUGGUGAUCGGAGAUAAUUUGGAGGCUGACGCGGGAAUCUCAGACCAGCUGCAGCCGAUGAGUGACGAUGCCAGAGAGGACGGAUUUUCGGAUGAUUCCUCAGAAGAUGCCGCGGACAAAUCUGGAGGAGAAGAGUUCGUGUUUUCGUUCAACGGAAUAUUUUGUCGUCGGCUGUAUCGCAGUCAGCAGCGCCCGAAAGAGACAGGCAGGGCUUUGGUGAAUGGUAAUUCAGUGGAAGAAAUACUUGAAUCACUCUGGAUUCAAGCUAAACAUUUGAUGGAUCGGCAAGUGAUCUUUGAAAACGACGUUCCAAGCUGGGCGGAGAAGGUAGAACCAUCCAUUGAAGAUAUCGGCGAGUUCGUGAAUCUACAGGACGAGGUGAAGAGGAAAAUUUAUUCUACAAGCGCCCUGACACCACGACUGUUGAGGAACUGGCGAAACAAAUACCUCAAAGUGUUUGUGUAUGCAUUUUCAACCAGCGUGGAAACAGCCGGCCAAUAUCAACAGAUAUCGAAGAAACUAUUGGCCCCACAAAAUCCAGAUCGAGCGGGAGCCCACUCCACCAGAGAUGAUUCUGCGUUGGCUGACGAGUUACGGCUUAAUCAUUCUCACCUGGAGGGCCAUCACAGUUCCUGGCUACUGUGGGCCAACACAAUUAAUUGCUCACCAGCUCAUAAGCAACAGGCUUUGAAACAAGCAGAAUCUCCUCCGAUAGAGCUGUCGAAGUACUUCCGAUGGGCAGCGGUGUCGGAAGCAGCUCGUUUACAAUCGAUUCAUCGGGGUAUGGUUGUAGCUAAGACUUCCAAUACUGCCUGGUGCCGCGAACUGGAUGAUUUGAAAAACAAAGUGUCUCUCGGGAUUUCAAUUUUUCAAGACGUUCAUCAGAAACUGGAAGCCAUGACUAUUCGAGGAAGUACGGAAUCAGAGCUGUUCAGUGCGAUGGAAUCAGCUACUCGUCCAGAAGAAACCAGCUUGAGCCACUCUUUGGCUGAAAAAGUAAUGGAUUGCAGUGACGUUGAUCAUGCGUAGCAGUGAUAUGUAGAGAAAGGAUUUUGUUUUAUUUUUUUACAUCCGAUUGUUUUCUUUUAUUUGUGAUUCAUUAUUUUUUAAAUAUAUAAACACGUUUUUAUCAAUGCCAAUUUACGCUUUCGUUUCAAUCAAAAAUUAUCUGGGAAAAACAUUGAAAUCCAUAUAUUUUGGAUCCUGACUCAAGCCCCUUUCUGGAAGAAAUGUACCGCCGGACAUGUAGCCACAGUUUUCAAAAAGCUUGUGACAUGGAUAUACUUUAAAGUAGUUCAGACCAUCACAGACCUCUUCCAAAAUCGAUGCAUUUUCUUGGUGAUGUCGCCGAAGAUGUUUUUUGAUUAACCCGAAUACAAUCUCAAUCGGGUUGAAAAAAGGACAGUAGGCAGGAAGGAAUAUGGGGAUGAUACCAACGGACCUUAGGUAACGAAUUAUAUGUGGAUCGCAAUGGAUGCGUGCUCCAUCUAGGAUCCAGACUGAAUGAAAUCCUGGAUAUGUUUGAACGAGGUUAUUGUUUAUCGCAAAUUUACGGCAGCAAUCAAAAAACUUCAGCCUGUUGAAUGUUCCUUCCGUCCAAAAGCUAUCUAAGAUUCCAUCCAUUCCAAGGAAACACAAAAGUGAGACUCGGGGUUUUCUAGAGAACUCUCCACGAUAGAGAAGUUUCUGUCCAACCACCCCAUACCCCUUCCUGCGUAACAUAUCCUUGUUAUCAAAGGAUACUUCAUCCAGAAAGACUAAGUUAUACAAAUCCCAUCGAAUCGCAAGCAUUUCCUGGACAAAUCUUAUUAUCUCAGAAUCACGUAUCUGCCCAAGUAACCAUGACGCUGUAUAUAGAGCAUUAAUUUCGCUUUAUAGUGUAUUAUAUGACAUGCGAUAUAAAGUUGUUUUGUCAUAUAGGUACCAUUAAAGUAAGUUUAAAAUUGAAAGUGGCGCUACUAUUGUUGAUUUAAAGCAAGCUUUACUGUGGUGAUUGCUAAAGCAUAUAAAAUGCUUGUACCAUAUAGCUAAUGCAAUCAAAUCGUAUGGAAUGCAUACUUAAUGCAUCAUGUCAAAAAAGAAAAAAGUAUGUUUUUCAUUUUUCUAUCUAUUUUUAUCUUCUCAUACCUGUUCCGAUACUCUCACUUUAAUGUUUUUUAUUGUAUUUCGGGAAUUGAACCUAGACUGUUGGAACUGGACCACGAUGAAACUCGGACGCGCUAACGCUAUGUGCUACGAUACCAUGUAUUUUGCACAUGGAAAAAUGUGCAACAUAAGGUAACGUAUACUUAGCUCGUGCCUUAUUGAGUUGUGUUAUCAGCAACUCUAAAAAAAAUGUGCUGGGGUCUGAAUGCCAUACUCUCGAAUAUAAAUUCGUCUGUGUUGAUUCUGUUUUUUUGUUUUCAUACGUGCUCACUUCUACCAAUAAAUAAGAUACAAUACAAACAGUGCUUUAAUCCUUCCUUUUAUGAAAUCGGGGCGUUAAAUAAGGAAACUAAUACCCCACAUAUUUUUUGUUCCCUCAACAUCUGAUUGUUUUCAUACCCCAACCAGAAACCACAAAAACCAUACAUAAUCUAUAUGUUCAAAUAGCAACAUCUGAGCAUGAUAAUCUAAAUGCUACGCAGCAAUCCAUGAAAUUUUUUGGUUUGUUUCUUUUUUGUUCUGAAUGGUUCGGUUUCUAAAAAUGUUUUACAGUUUUUUUUUUCGAACUGAGGGGUAUUUUUCUGUUGACAACGAUGGAAACUUUAGGAAAGGCAUAUAUAAAGUAAUAAGUGCUUGCAUUAUUGAUUGCUAUAAAGCAUUUAACAUGGUAAUGCGAUGAAGCAAUAAACAACGGCCCUAUAGAACUUUACAGAACUGUCAAAAUCUCGUAAUGCUUGAAUGCUUUCAUAAUGUAGAUUAAACGCUUCAUUACUUGACAGAUGUAUAAUAAAAGUUAUCUUGCAUUAGCUAAACUAUAAUACGAUUGAAUUAAUGUUAUGAUAUAAUGCUUGUGGUUACUUGGGUACCUGCCUUAUCCAUUACACCCAUCCUACCGACUAACCAAAACUUCAACCUACAACCUUCAAUCUGAACCCAGAUUGGUACCAGCUCACGCAAAAACCUCGGAAUAUGUUUUCUGUAAUAUUUGAUGAAUUGUCACCUGCUUAUGGCUAAAAAUCCAGAAAUAAAUCCAGAGUGAUCAAUCGACCUAUUACCGAAAAUUUGAAUCAAUUGUUAAAUAAAAAGGUGAUCGAUGGGAAGCGAGCGGAGUGUGUGGUGUGUUUCUCUGUGCCAUAUCCAUGGGUCCCAAGUAUUUUGGAUGUAAUUUAUUCAACUGAUAAAGAAUAUUUGACAAAGUGUAUCUCGAUGAUUUUUUUACCCAUGUAUUAAUAGAUUGGCAGUUAACAAGAGAUACAAUAUUCCAGAAUAUGUAAGCUAUUGUUUAAACAUUCCAUGCAAGAUUCUAGUGGAGAUUCUCGCUGGCAUUCCUGAUAGUUGAGCCCAUGGUCGAUGAUUCUAUUAUGGAAAGCAAUCAACUUGAUGCCAAAUCUACAAUAUUUUCUAGAAUGACCAAAAAUCACAAUCAUACAUACGAAUAAUACAAUAAAAAUUUUAAUAAGUGUAAGAAGGGUUCUGUUCACCAUAGGUUUUUUUA
Aedes albopictus (Asian tiger mosquito) is the source of this 5442-nucleotide messenger RNA. RefSeq lists its product as uncharacterized. The transcript has 2 exons. Bases 1725 to 2831 code for a protein of 368 amino acids. NCBI's taxonomy places the organism in Eukaryota, Metazoa, Arthropoda, Insecta, Diptera, Culicidae. The record is from RefSeq and is a predicted model, not a curated record.